Molecule: messenger RNA, 6031 nt
Organism: Pecten maximus
Lineage: Eukaryota; Metazoa; Mollusca; Bivalvia; Pectinida; Pectinidae
Product: DNA polymerase alpha catalytic subunit-like
Biological process (GO): mitotic DNA replication initiation; DNA replication; leading strand elongation
Cellular component (GO): alpha DNA polymerase:primase complex
Molecular function (GO): purine nucleotide binding; single-stranded DNA binding; pyrimidine nucleotide binding
Source: RefSeq, a predicted model, not a curated record
UAUAUGACCUCUAGCGCCAUCUGGUGUUUCGCGCCAGAUUCGACUAUAGUCGUGAAAAUGGCGCCAGCUCCAACUUCGGACACUGAAAACAAUAACGAUAAUGAACAAGAUUCACUUGCCCGUGGCCGUUCAAAACGUCAAAAAAUUGACAAGAAAGGGAAAUUUGCUGCUUUGCAGAGAUUACGUGAAGCGAAAGCUGCAGGAGUGAAAAACAAAUAUGAGGAUAAAGAGGAUCAGCAAGUCUAUGAUGUUGUUGAUGAGGAUGAAUAUUCUAAAAUCGUACAGGAGAGACAGGAAGAUGACUGGAUUGUGGAUGAUGAUGGAUCCGGGUAUGUGGAAGAUGGCAGAGAGAUAUUUGAUGAUGACCUGGAUGAUUCUGCCCCUGUUGCCAAUAAAAAAAAGGAAGACAAAAAGAAGACAAAGAACCCAAAUAUUGUAAGACCAGGCACCAAACCCAAGGCCAAUAUCAAAUCUAUGUUCAUGGCACAGGCUGCUACAGGAGGCAGCAAGAAGAAAGUGGAGAAGGAUGUCAGUCUCGCUGGUGAUGAAUUGCUCGGUGACCUGAUGGAAGAACUCCAUAACGGGCCUUCAGAUGCCAUCAUUCCGUUCCCUAUCAAGUUAAAGAAAAGGGGCCCUGCUUCUUCUAAGUCACCUUACAACCCCUUCAGUACAUCUGUAAAACCUGCCUUACAUGCCAAACCAGCCCCUGCCCCUCUACGGGUGAAACAGGAGAUCAAGCAGGAGCCAGGCACUACCAUGUCCAUGAAGCCUAUGAAGAGAAGCCGUCCCCUGCCACGUCCGAACAUCCCUGACCCCCAGGAGGACUGUGGAAAUUUCGACGAGGUGGACGGUAUGGAUGUGGAUACAGUACAGAGUAUCAACGAUGACUCCGGAUUAGUUGAGCUAGAUGACAUUGACUUUGACGAAGAUGUUGAGGAGAAAAGCACCAAGGUCAAAGUGAAAGAGGAGGCAGUUUCCAUGACUUCAGUCAAGCCAAAGACAGAGCCUAAAUCUGAACCUGUUGAAGUCAUACCAUUCGAGACCUUCUCCACGGGUUGGGGCUCAUAUACUGACGGCCAGUCAGAGGUCAUUGUUUCACAGACUGACGUUCAAGUGGACACCUCAAACUUACCCUUGGUUACCAAUGAAGCAGGAGACCAAGUGUUACGAUUUUACUGGCUGGACGCUUACGAAGAUCCUUACAACAACCCAGGAACAGUCUACCUGUUUGGGAAAGUUUGGAUUGAAUCAGCAAAAACACAUGUCAGCUGUUGUGUGACUGUUAAAAACAUAGAAAGAAGAUUGUAUCUACUCCCCAGGAAAACGAAAUUUUGCCAGAAGACAAAAGAGGACACUGGGUUUGAAGUUGGAUUGGUUGACGUCUACACAGAAUUCAACGACAGGAUCGUCGAGAAACACAGAAUAAAAAAAUUCAAGUCUAAGAAAGCUACAAAGUUGUAUGCCUUUGAGAAAGAGGAAGUGCCAGUCGAGUCAGACUACUUGGAAGUCAGAUAUGCUGCAGACAACCCAGCACUGCCAUCUGAUCUGAAGGGAGAAACUUUCUCUCACGUGUUUGGUACUAACACAUCAUGCUUAGAAAUUUUCCUUCUGGAUGCAAAGAUGAAAGGUCCCUCGUGGCUUGAUAUCAAAUGCCCUCAAAUAUCCAAUCCACCAAUCAGUUGGUGCAAACUUGAGGUUACGUUAACGCGGCCAGACUAUGUGAGCGUGAUGACCGACUCAUCUCUAAACUUGCCUCCGCCUCCCCUCGUUGUCAUGACGAUGAAUCUGCGUACUCUACCUAAUCCGAAAACACACCAGAAUGAGGUCAUUGGGUUUUCCUGUCUGGUACAUAAUUCCUUCCAGGUUGACAAGCCAGCCCCCAAGACACAGUUUCAGGAGCAUUUCUAUGCACUUGGAAAACCAAACGACUGUAUUUUUCCUUAUGAUCUCAAGGACAAGAUACAGAAAGAGAGUUGCAAUAUGAAAAUGGACACAUUUCCGAAUGAGAGAGCUCUCCUAGGCUACAUGCUUGCCAAAAUCCACAAGAUUGAUCCUGACGUCUUAGUGGGCCACGAUAUCUACGGAUUUGACCUGGACGUGAUGCUCCACAGAAUCAAUGCUAACAAGAUUCCUCACUGGUCAAAACUUGGGCGCCUCAAGAGAACAAAGAUGCCCAAGCUCUCUACUCAUGCUGGAGGGCGGGGGAUCACAGACAAGUACAUCACCUGUGGCCGUCUCUUGUGUGACGUCAAGAUCUCCUCCCGGGAGCUCAUCCGCAGUAGGAGCUACGAUCUCACGGAGCUUGCAAACGUUAUACUGAAACAGAAGCGCAUGGAGCUUGACUAUGAACAAAUCAAACAGAUGUACCAGUCUACAAAACAGCUUCUCCAGUUUGUUGAACUGACACUCGUUGACUCAACGUUAAUUUUGCGGAUCAUGUAUGAGCUGAACGUCCUACCUCUGGCCUUGCAGAUCACAAACAUAUGUGGAAAUGUGAUGACGAGGACAUUGAUGGGGGGGCGAUCAGAGAGGAAUGAAUAUCUAUUACUACACGCUUUCACAGAGAAAAACUUCAUCGUUCCUGAUAAAGAAUAUAGGAAGAAAGCUGCAGCACCAGCAGAAGGUGAAGAUGGUGAAGAGAAGGCUCCAACAAAAGGACGAAGGAAACCUGCAUACGCAGGGGGUUUGGUACUGGAACCCAAACGAGGUUUCUACGAUAAGUAUAUCCUACUGCUGGACUUCAACAGUUUGUACCCGUCGAUCAUCCAGGAAUACAACAUCUGUUUCACAACAGUGAAACGCCAUGACAAGGACAGACAGAAAACUGAAGGAGAAGAGGAGGAUAUGUUUUCGGACCUACCAGAACCAGACCUGGAACCUGGUAUUCUACCAACAGAGAUUCGAAAGCUAGUCGAGAGCAGACGACAAGUGAAACAGCUGAUGAAAGGCGACAUUUCUCAUGAACAGUAUACCCAGUAUGAUAUCCGUCAGAAAGCCCUCAAGUUAACUGCCAACAGUAUGUAUGGGUGUCUUGGCUUCACAUUCUCCCGAUUCUAUGCCAAACCUCUCGCCGCUCUCAUCACCGGCAAAGGACGAGAAAUUUUAAUGAAAACCAAAGAUCUUGUGCAAGGGAUGAACCUGGAUGUGAUCUACGGUGACACAGAUUCCAUCAUGGUGAACACUAACUGUACAGAUCUGGACGUCGUCUUCAAACUCGGCAACAAGGUAAAAGGUGAGGUAAAUAAGCUGUACCGCCUGCUAGAGAUUGAUAUAGAUGGCGUAUUCCAGUCCAUGCUCCUCCUCAAAAAGAAAAAAUAUGCUGCACUUAAUGUGACAAAGGGUGGAGAUGGUAAAUAUACAACGCACCGAGAACUGAAGGGGCUUGAUAUCGUUAGACGAGACUGGUCAGACUUGGCCAAGGAAGCUGGAAAUUUCGUUGUUGACCAGAUCCUUUCUGGUGUGUCUAAGGAAACAGUUGUAGAGAACAUUCACAACAAAUUGAUGGAAGUCGGAGAAAAGGUCAAUGGCAACGAGAUACCUGUGGAGCUCUUCUUUAUUACAAAGGCAUUAACAAAAAAUCCGGAGGAUUAUCCUGACAAGAAAAGUCUACCUCAUGUUCAAGUGGCAAUGAGAUUUAAUAGUAAAGGAGGCAAGAAAAUGAGGGCAGGAGACACGGUACCCUAUAUCAUCUGUCAGGACGGCUCCACUUUAGCAGCUUCACAGCGGGCCUAUCACCCAGACGAGCUGGCUAAAAGUGAGACACUCACAGUCGAUGCCAAGUACUACCUGGCUCACCAAGUCCACCCUGUCGUGUCCCGACUCUGUGAUCCUAUAGAGGGUACGGAUGCUGCACAUCUGGCUGAAUGUCUCGGAUUAGAUCCUGCAGGAUACAAGCACACUAGCCGGACUCAGGACGAGGAGGAGGAUGAUGCCCUGUUAGGAGGCACAGAUAUGUCGGACGAAGAAAAGUUUAAGGAUUGUGACCGCUUCAAGUUUAAAUGUCCGAGUGUUACCUGUGGACGAGAAAUCAUCUUUGAUGGUGUAUUUACUGGAGCGGAGCAGGAAAUUGAUUGUUCCCUGGCCAAGUGUCCAAAUCCACAGUGUCAGUGUAAGCCAGAUGACAGCCUGCCACAGAUGGUCAAUCAACUUGUCAUGACAAUACGGAAACAUAUCCGUAAAUAUUACGAGGGAUGGUUGAAAUGUGAUGACACUACAUGUGGUCAUGUGACUCGUAGACUGCCUUUGAUCUUCCAGAGGAGUCACCCAGUCUGCCCUGCAUGUCAUAAAGGACAUUUGAAUACAUGUUACACUGACUCCAUGUUAUACAACCAGCUGUGUUUCUACCAACACGUGUUUGACAUUGACAAAGCCAGGAACCAGCUAUCGGAUAGAGAGAGGGAAUUUGCCAGCAUCAAGUCGAAGGAAUUUAUCACAAGUUAUAACAAGCUGAAGGAUGUGUCAUCCCGAUGGUUGAAACAGAACUCCUAUUCAGAUGUGAAUCUUGACUCAUUAUUUGAAGGACUGUAUGUACAAAAGAAAUGUGUUCCUAGUUAAUGGAGCAUUUGUUGUGGAGAAUCUAUGGACGGACUUGAAAGACUAUUAGAUAUUUAUCUAGAAUUUUAGCAAUCAUUUGACAGAAAGUCCUCUAUAAGUAUUAUGAACAGAAGAAAAUGUAAUGAAAAGAAAGAGAGAGAAAAAAAGAUGUUAAUAUAAAACUCCUAGUGACUUCAUUGUUAUAAUGGAAAACUUUGUAUUUCAUAUUGAUGAUGCUGAAAGCAAUAGUGUGUUAGGGCACAUUCAGCUAUGGUGCAUCUUUAAACAGCAAUACACAUAGACAAGGCGUGAUUCCAUGGGGACAGCUUGAGGUCACAGUUGGUAUUCAGUAGAUGUUAAAAAUUCCAGAUUAAUAUUUAACUGUGAAUUAUUGUUUUAGAACAUAUUUACCCCCUAUUCUGAGGAUGAGUGUCUAGCUGAACACAGCAUUUAUUUCCAUGAGUAGUGAAAUAUGACAGGACCCCAGGCUAUAGAUUUAUCUACAUAUUGAUGUAGAUAUCUUCCAUUGUGUCGUAUCUCUGUAAGGCUGUGCUUUUUCAAUUUCCACUACAGCUGAACUAUUUGAACAUACUACUCCGCAGGGGUCCAAAAUUGACUAGUUAUAUGAAAUGCUCAUUAUUGUCCCGAUAUAUUCAUGGUUAUACAUGCAUUUUUGUGAUAUUUGGAUAGCAUUAUGUCGUUUUUGCAUAGAGCUCUUAUUGUCGGAUGACUGCUCAGACACAUGGGAUUCCUACUAAAUACUUGCAUCACUCAAAGUGCUAUGGUAUCAUGAAGCAGGGAUUAAUAAGUACAAUAUGUGAUGCAAUAUUGAAAUGUCACGUAAACACCAUAAUAAUUAAUAAAUAUUAUGGAGUUGUUUCAAAGAUGUACAAAACAUGCAUUCUAAUAUUCUGAGAUCUUUGAAUUAAGUGAAAACACAUUUCUGAUGACAUAUGAUUAUAUUGAAGUGAUAUGAUUCCCGUGAAUUGAUAUUCAUGUUUUCAGUUUUGUUAGUAUGAAAGAUUGUUCACUGGCAGAAUUGUUAUAAAGAAUUAAACUGCUUUCAAUAAGUGAUUACUUUCAUAGCUAAUGUGAAUGCCAACUGAGAAUGAUAUUGAAUAAUGUUGCAAGAUUGUUCACUCCUAUUUGAUAUUCAUCUUGUCCAAAUACAAAAUGCAUUUGAUAUUUCCAAACAAACAUUAUUUUUGUGAUGUUAACUUUUGAAUGUUUUAUAUGAGCAACACGUUAGAGGAAAUCUUUAAAUAUUGCAAAUACUAUUUUAAAAAUUGUUUUAAUGGUACUUUUACUGAAAAGGAAUAUAGGAAUAUUUGAUUGAUCAACUUUGAACAUAAGUGUGAGAAAACAAUAUUCUAGAUAGAUUUGUAUAAUAGAUAGGAUGUAAAUUAUUAGUGCGUGUAUAUUGUAUUAUAUGCCAUGUGAUGUUGGACGAAUUUGUACAGUAAUAUAUCAUGUGCUGGAAUAAACCUACUAAAGAUUA